AUGCGGCUCCUUUAUAUUGAGUCCAAUGAUGCUCUCGAUCCCACCCUACAGAUCUCGUUACAUGAGGUUAAAGGAGAGAUUUUACCCCGAUACGCGAUCCUUUCGCAUCGAUGGCGUUGGCAAGAAGUUCUAUACGAUGACAUCGCAUCCGCGGACCGCAGUGUUGCACGAAGCAAGAAGGGUUACGCGAAGCUUGAGAUGGCGUGCCGUGUUGCGCUUGAACACGGUUUUAGCUAUUUAUGGAGCGAUACUUGCUGCAUCGACAAGAGUUCCAGCGCCGAGCUAUCAGAAGCCAUCAACUCGAUGUACAGUUACUACACCAAUUCAGCGUGGUGCAUUGCAUACUUGGACGAUGUGGAGCUCGGUGAAGAUCGAAUUCUCUCCAGAUCAGCUUGGUUUUCAAGAGGGUGGACUCUGCAAGAGCUAAUCGCCCCGCUCAAGUUGACUUUCUACGCAAAGAGCUGGAAAAAGAUCGGCACAAAAGCUGAUUCGUGCCAUCAAGUCUCUAUAGCCUCCAACAUUGAUGUGGAGGUCCUGAGAGACCGCGAAGCCAUCAGUGCUAUGGGCGUAUCAGAGAAGAUGUCGUGGGCGGCGAGCAGAGUCACAACGCGACCGGAAGACGAAGCGUACUCCCUAAUGGGUAUCUUUGGUGUGAAUAUGGCAACUUUGUACGGAGAGGGUAGAAGCAGCGCUUUCAGGCGACUACAACUCGAGAUCCUGCGGACAAGUACUGACCAUUCCCUUUUCGCCUGGGAGUCAGAGACAGUCAACGGCGACAUGCUAGCGCCAAACCCGAUGCCAAAUUACGACAUGACAAACGCGGGACUCCGCAUACAGCUGCCUUUGAGACGUGAGAACCAUCUACCAAGACAGCCCUUUGAGGUUGCAUACCCGCUCAUGUAUCCAGACUGGUAG
Messenger RNA from Alternaria infectoria, 915 nucleotides. RefSeq lists its product as uncharacterized. The transcript is spliced from 3 exons. The record is from RefSeq and is a predicted model, not a curated record. Bases 1 to 915 code for a protein of 304 amino acids. Lineage: Eukaryota; Fungi; Ascomycota; Dothideomycetes; Pleosporales; Pleosporaceae.